Messenger RNA from Necator americanus (New World hookworm), 291 nucleotides. RefSeq lists its product as uncharacterized. The record is from RefSeq and is a predicted model, not a curated record. The transcript has a single exon. Bases 1 to 291 code for a protein of 96 amino acids. NCBI's taxonomy places the organism in Eukaryota, Metazoa, Nematoda, Chromadorea, Rhabditida, Ancylostomatidae.
AUGAAUUCAGUUAACCUACCUGUCCAACAAGGAACACAAGUAUUAGAGCGCGCAUGUGCUGCGAUCGUGCGCGAUGACUGUGAGACUUUUCGUUCACCGGUCACGCCCCCGCCUCGUCAACGGUUGCUGCUGCAGCAGCAGCAGCCACAACAACAACAACAACUGGAACAACAACAACAACAACAACAACAACAACAGCAGCAGCAGCAGCAGCAGCAGCGAGCAGUAAUUGAAUACGUCGACAACGACAACCGACUACCGACCUUACCUGUAACGUGUAGGAAUCCGUAG